This is a messenger RNA of Soboliphyme baturini, 1023 nucleotides long. NCBI's taxonomy places the organism in Eukaryota, Metazoa, Nematoda, Enoplea, Dioctophymatida, Soboliphymatidae. The record is from the annotation of a GenBank genome assembly.
UUGUUUGAUAGUUAUUGCCUUAAGGGAAGCUUUGCGGACAUUCGUGAGAAAAGCCAACGCUCGUCGAAGGUUAAGAAGUUGAAUCGUCAUACGAACUCCAAGAAACGCCGACUUUCUCAUCCGGCAUCGAAAGGUAUGCCGAAGCAUGGCCACUCCGGUUUGGAGAAUUCCCGGACACGUGCCAGUUCGAGGAAGCUCCAUGAAUUUAUGAUGGAAGCUGGCGUGGAGAACCCAGGUACAAACGACAAUCCAAAAACCGCACGUCAGUGUUACGGUCCUCAGUGCGUGUACGCCGCGCGGCCAGGCUCAAACUAUUGCUCAGACGAAUGCGGCAUGAAGUUGGCACGCAAGCGUAUCUUGGAAAUUUUACCUGGCCGGAUUCAGAGCUGGAACAUCAAUCCGUCGGUAGCAGAACGUUUCGAGCGUCGAAGACUGGAAGUGGUGUGCGAGAAAGCGGAAGAAGCCAGGAAGCGCUUGGCGUCGUUGGACUUUGAAGAAAAGCGUCUUUCUGAAUGGAUUAAUGAAGCAGCUAAGUUGAAGGCAAAUCCGGAUGAUGAAGCGAAUGAUAAAUGUGAAAAUCAAACUUCUUACGGAACUACUUUUCGGGCGACUAACACGGUUUAUAACUUGUUCUGCGAAGCAUACAAUAAAUCGAAUGGGACGUACUGUAAACGUCUGCGAAUCAUUUGUCCUGAGCAUUGCAAGGAUGUCAAAGCGGAUCCGGACGAAAUCUGCGGCUGUCCGUUGAAUCUGAACGACACCCUUGAAAAGUUUUCCGUUAGUGCCUCCUGUCAAGUAGCUAAAAGAAACUGCACGAAACAUUGUCAGUGGGAGAAAAUACGGCGUGGACUCAUAGAUCAGGACCGUCUGACGCAGCUGUUGCGACUGGACGAACUUUAUGAGGAAGAGCGCUUCUUGAAAGCUUCUAUUUGCUCAAGGGGUAAUCUUAUGUCGCUGCUUCUUCAUCAGACCACGCAGCAUGAACAGACGGACAUGGAGAUGCCGAUAGGAGAUAAUGCAUAG